AUGUCAUCGCAAUCAUCCCAAGCCGACCAACAACAGCAGUCAUCACAGCCAGGGCAACCCAAUGCUUGGGAGAAAGCGGAGCGCAAAUUUGCCAAUAAACAUGCGAGUGAAUACUAUGACCCAUGCCAGGAUUUCGCAGAUCGAAGUCUCAAGUGCAUGAAGCGGAACGCCUUCGACAAAGAUAUGUGUGGAGACUACUUCCAAGCCAAAAGCCCAGGGGGGAGCAAGGACGGCGCCCAGGGGACCUAUGCGAUUAUCAUUCUAACAUUAAUUCAGUUGACCCAGAAGAAGCUCAACUAG
Messenger RNA from Aspergillus lentulus, 300 nucleotides. NCBI's taxonomy places the organism in Eukaryota, Fungi, Ascomycota, Eurotiomycetes, Eurotiales, Aspergillaceae. The record is from RefSeq and is a predicted model, not a curated record.